Molecule: messenger RNA, 1140 nt
Organism: Trametes versicolor FP-101664 SS1
Lineage: Eukaryota; Fungi; Basidiomycota; Agaricomycetes; Polyporales; Polyporaceae
Exons: 2
Coding region: 1-1140 (379 amino acids)
Cellular component (GO): nucleus
Molecular function (GO): DNA-binding transcription factor activity, RNA polymerase II-specific; RNA polymerase II transcription regulatory region sequence-specific DNA binding
Source: RefSeq, a predicted model, not a curated record
AUGGACCACGCCGACUCACCACUCGACGAAUCACCCUCCCCGUCGCCCAGUUCCCACACCUCUGAACUGUCUGGUCCCCCCCGCAAACGUGCCCGCUCUGAUGUUACACCAGAAGAGCGCAGGGAAGCACGCGCACACCGCAACCGCAUCGCUGCCCAGAACUCCCGCGACCGCCGUAAGGCGCAGUUCUCGUACCUCGAGCAACGGGUCUCCGAGCUCGAGGAGGAGAACAGGCAGCUGCGUGCCGGCAUGGGUCUCACCGCACCACCACACCAUUCCCACGAGCAGAAAGAUGAAGAGCGCGAGAAGGACAGGGCUAGAGAAAGGGAGAACGAGGAACUCCGACAGCGGGUCAAGACCCUCGAAGCAGGGUGGGAGGCCGUUAUGAAGGCGCUUGCCGCCUCGGGCCUUCCCCUGGACCUUGCCGCUGUCCCACCACCAAGUUCCUCCGUUCCCUCCUCGAACCCCUCCGCGCCCGUUACGUUAGGUCAACCCUCCACGUCUACACUCCCCGUAUUCGUGCCCCCCACCCCCAUAUCACCCGCACCCUCCACCUCCUCGAGCUCCAGUACUCUCUUUGAUUCUGAUGACUUCGAUUCCACUCGCCACCUAGCACGGGUGGCGACCACCGAUGCCCCUCCAGCGGGUGGAUCUGAACGUUCGUCGAAUCGCCUCCAGCUGGAGCUCAAUAUCCCCCACACCUCAUCAUACCCGCCGAUCAUCAACAUUGGUGAGGCAGCCCCCACAACGGCGGACGAAGUCGCCAUGGACGAUCUCUUCCGUGAAAUCCUCGCGACUUCCCCCGUCACGCCGCAGGCUCCUCUGCCUCCUGUCUCAGCCGCCCUCACGCCGCGGUCCCCAGCCCAGUCGGUGUCCGAAAUCAAACUCUCCCCCGCGCCCUCCGCCAGCGCCCCCGCGGCGUCAAUGAUGCCCGCGUUGCCGGAGAUCGACUGGGAGAGCGAGGUAGAGAUGCAGAGAUUGCUGGCCAUGCUCCCUAUGGUUCAGCAGGACGCAACCCUUUCGGAUGCCGGCGCGACCGCGGGCGACUUCCCUUCGGCUCUCGACCUCGAGCUGUCGGGAUGGGACUUGUCGGGCGCGCUCAGCGUACCGGCCAGUUCCUCGUCCGUGAGCGUCUUCUAG